This is a messenger RNA of Chiloscyllium plagiosum (whitespotted bambooshark), 1872 nucleotides long. The record is from RefSeq and is a predicted model, not a curated record. Lineage: Eukaryota; Metazoa; Chordata; Chondrichthyes; Orectolobiformes; Hemiscylliidae.
GGAGCUUUCCUGUGUCUAACCCUGUGUGGGCCCUGUCCCUGGGGUAGGUGCUGCUUGUUAAAGUGAUCUCACUGAAUUGAAAGCACUAAUUUAAAUUUCCUCCUCUAAAUGGUUGGUGUAAACCCGUGUCCUGGUGUGUCCUGUUGUGUCCGUCCGCCCGCCUGCCUACCUGCCUCUCUCUGUGGUGCCUGCUGCUGGUUGCUCUCCCUGGCUCUCUGCUGGUGCUGCUGGUGUUGCUGGGAAAGUUGAAGGUGCAGGUUUGGCAGCUGCUGAAGGGUCAUCACCAUCUGCAGGAUGAGUUCUCCCUAUUCUUUGAUAGUCUCCGGCCUCCCAGCAGCAGAAUGAGUGACUUCGAGGAGGUGAACUGGACUGAGGACAAGGAAUAUGAGUUUGAUGGCUUCGAGGAGGUGGUGCUGCCUGACCUCGAGGAUGAAGAGGAGAUUCAGAAGAUGGCCCCUCUGCCGAGGAACAAGAAACGACGAGAGUGUCACCCGCAUGAGAAGAGCCUGGAUUCCAAAAGCUCAAAAGGGAAAGAUUCUGGGAAUGUUCUGGAAGCCUGGAGCCCACAACCUGGGAAUAAGGAUCCUGGGAAAGCCGGUGAUCUGGUGGAGGAUGACCUUGAGCAGAAGGAGGACCCUCACACUCCCGAUCCCAGCAAGGCUGAGCUAGCUGUCUCAGCUGGGGCUUCAGGGAGGCGCCCAUGUCUGCCCCCAGCAGCCUGUGAGGAAGGCCAGACCUGGGGGAGUGUGCUGUCCCCAGGCCCUGACCACUCGAUGAGCGAGGGCGACGAGAUAGAGAGUGCAGCAUCUCGGUUCAGGAUGGAGACUCCCAGCUCCCUGGUGGGAUCCACCAAUGAGACCUGCGGCCUCCCGGCUGAGGGCGAGGGGGGAAACAGCUCCACACAGCGGGGAGAGGGGGGCGAAGAGGAGGCAGACAGAGGAGGAGUAAUGAGGCACACGGCAGCGGAGGGAGCGCCUGGAUCCAGGGAGAACACGUCCAGAUCGCAGGGAGGGGACUGGGCCAGGCUCAGACCCCAGGCUCCAACCACAAAGGACCAAGAGCGCAGAGUGGCUGCUACCAGGGACCAGUCCCACCAGGAGGUGGGAACGCUGGGAGAGGGAGUGAGCUGGCGGGCAGAGGAGGAGGGGAGCCCUGGCUCGGCCUCCCUCCAGCCAGGAGGCCAUGCCUCGGUCAAGUUUGCCUCAGCCAGUGCCCAGGUCCGCUUCCAGAGCUGCCAGAAACUGUCUGACCUCUCUCCCAUUGACCUGCGGCUCACGCUGGCUCGCAGGGCCUUGCCAGACAGAAGCUUCCAGAGCAGUCGUGAGGACGAGACUGCCCUCGGAACUUCAGCCCGUGAAAGCCCGGCAGUGAGCCUUGCCCUAGGCCCCAGCUCCGAGAACUCACCGCUGCAGGCCGAGAGUGAUGAACAUUACAGCCAGGCCCAGGCUGCAGUCUGUGCUCAGAACACCCGACUCAGCUCGACAGGGGAACGCGUGGUGCUGUGGACAAGGGAGGCUGAUCGAGCAAUUCUCACAGCCUGUCGGGAGAGUGGAGCCAAUGAAGAGACCUUCCGGGAAGUGGCACAACAGCUGAACAGCAAGUCAGCCCAGGAGGUUUCACAGCGUUUCCGAGAGCUGAUGUGGUUGUUCCACACUUCGGGCGAUGCCAGUACUGACGAGGAAGAGGACAUUAUGAGCAGUAGUAACCCCGAGCAGCUCUCUGAUCGCCCGGUAUCCGAUGAGGAACAAGACUGACCCUCGCAGACCAGCUGGAUGUGUGUUCCUCCCCUGUAAUUACAGGGACAUUCCUUGCCGUGAGUCUUGUGACUGCCAAUGAGAAUGAGUGACUAAUUGAUGGCUGGAACUCUGACCU